This is a messenger RNA of Octopus bimaculoides (California two-spot octopus), 381 nucleotides long. RefSeq lists its product as uncharacterized. Lineage: Eukaryota; Metazoa; Mollusca; Cephalopoda; Octopoda; Octopodidae. The record is from RefSeq and is a predicted model, not a curated record.
AUGGACAUGACAUUUUCUGUGAAGCAGGUGCAAGAGAAAUGGUUAGAGGAACAAAUACCACUACACGAGAUCUUCAUAGAUUUAAUAAAGGCAUUUGACUUGGUAAAUAGGGAGGCACUCUGGAUUGUUUUGUGUAAACUUGGUCGUCCAACACAUUUUGUGAGCAUUUUUAAGGAACUACACAGAAACAUGAAAGCUCAGGUAGUCUUUAAUGGUGAGCUAUCUCAUGAAUUUUCGGUGGACAAUGGUGUCAAACAGGGAGAUAUUCCUGCCCCUACACUUUCUCUAUUUAUUUUGCUGUAUUAUUUUGGUAUGCUUUCAAGGAUUGCAACAGAGGAAUUGGAAUCAGAUUUCAGACAUCUGGUUGUAUUUUUAAUUUGA